Molecule: messenger RNA, 936 nt
Organism: Panicum virgatum (switchgrass)
Lineage: Eukaryota; Viridiplantae; Streptophyta; Magnoliopsida; Poales; Poaceae
Exons: 1
Coding region: 1-936 (311 amino acids)
Biological process (GO): DNA transposition
Molecular function (GO): DNA binding; transposase activity
Source: RefSeq, a predicted model, not a curated record
AUGGCAACACAAGGCUGGUGUGCAGAUAGGUUGGGGGAUUGGCUGAAGAGAAAUCCAACUAAAGGUCCAAAGGAUUGUAAGGAAAAAUUAGAGGGGGAUUAUGGUAUCAAGCUCAAGUACUCCAAAGCAUGGUCAGGCAUGAAGGUAGCACUAGAGCAGAUCCAUGGAAAGUAUGAGGAGAGUUUUCAGCUUCUUUUCAACUGGAAAGCUCAGAUUGAGCAGUCAUCACCUGGCAGCAUAGUGCAGAUAGAGUGUGAGAGGGUUCAGAAGAAGCAAAGGUUCAGGAGAAUGUUUGUAGCUCUUAGACCUUGUAUUGAUGGAUUUCUAGAGGGGUGCAGACCAUUUAUAGGUGUUGAUGCAUCCAAUUUGUAUGGCAAGUACAGAGGACAGUUGGCAUCCGCAACUGGUGUAGAUGGCCACAAUUGGCUGUAUCACAUUGCAUAUGUAAUUUUUGAUAAAGAGAAUGAGGACAACUGGGUUUGGUUCAUGGAACAGUUGCACAGAGCCAUUGGCAAUGUUCCAAACCUAGUUAUUUGUACAGAUGCUUGUAAAGGUCUAGAGACAGCAGUUGGAACUGUAUUCCCUAAUGCUGAAAAUAGGGAAUGCAUGAGGCACCUGUACCAGAAUUUUAUGAAGCAGUACAUAGGUGAUGUCUUCACUGAUCACCUGUAUCCAGCUGCUAGGAACUACACAACUGGAAUGUUCCAGUGGCACAUGAAGAAAAUAUUUGAGUUUGCACCUGACACAAUUGAGUAUCUGGAGACACACCACAGUAGAAUAUGGUAUAGAUGUGGGUUCUCUGAAAACAGCAAGUGUGAUUACUUGACCAAUAAUGUGUCAGAGAGUUUCAAUGCUCAAGUGAAGAAGUUCAAAGGGUUGCUGUUGCAUGAACUAGUAGACAAGCUAAGGGAGCUCAUAAUGGAAAGAGAUACUUGA